AUGGAGACGGCGGUGAAAGAGCAGAAGGGGGCAGCCGGGCGGGAGGUGAUCGCGAGGACGAAGCUGGCGAGCCACGGGAAGCUGUUCGUGGGCGGGGUGCCGCUGGGCACCAGCGAGUCGGAGCUCCGCGCCCACUUCUCGCGGUUCGGCAAGGUGGCGUUCGUCGGGACGCCCAAGGACAAGCAGACGGGCGCGUCGCGCGGGUUCGCCUUCGUGCAGUUCGUGAGCCCCGACGACGCCGCCGCCGCGCUCGCCGCGGGCCACCAACGCCACGUCCUCCACGGCACCACGAUGGAUGUCAAAAUAGCCGAACCGAAGUCCUGGGAUGGUGUCCCACCACUACUCUCCUGCAACAAGAAGAAGAUCUUCAUAGGCGGCCUGGCUCCGUUCGUCGGCGAACAGCAGCUCACGGAGUACUUCAGCGCGUUCGGCGAGGUCAGCCGCGCGAUCGUGGUCACCGAGAUUUUCACAAACAUGCCCAGGGGCUUCGGCUUCAUCGAGUUCGCGCUGGAGUCGUCGGCGGCGAGAGCGCUGCGGAGGGAAAGGCACCGCCUGUGCGGCCAGUGGGUGGAGGUGAGGCUCGCCAUGCCCAAGCACCUGCUUGCGGCUGGGGCGCCGGAUCAGCAGGAUGCCGCUGGUUCUAGCAGGCUGUCGGUUCUGGCUCCCCCAUUUUAUCCGGCUAGAUCAGCAGCUGGUUUUUCCUCUUCUUCUGCUGCUGCUGCUGCUAAUUAUUCCACCAAGAACGCUCCUGUGAUAGAACCUGUGACGUACGUCGUCGGUGAUAGCAGUAACCCUAAUAUCGGCUACGAGAUACCUGGGGUACUGAUGAGCCCGGACGUGGCUGAAGCUGUUGCUAUGGCUAAUUACCUGCGAGGUGGCAGCUGGGCUCCGCCUCUAGUGGCAGCAUAUUAUGGUGGUGGAAAUGUGAAGCUGUUCUAA
Molecule: messenger RNA, 939 nt
Organism: Oryza brachyantha (malo sina)
Lineage: Eukaryota; Viridiplantae; Streptophyta; Magnoliopsida; Poales; Poaceae
Product: RNA-binding protein 1-like
Exons: 2
Coding region: 1-939 (312 amino acids)
Molecular function (GO): RNA binding
Source: RefSeq, a predicted model, not a curated record